Syzygium oleosum is the source of this 1352-nucleotide messenger RNA. RefSeq names its product protein C2-DOMAIN ABA-RELATED 5-like. NCBI's taxonomy places the organism in Eukaryota, Viridiplantae, Streptophyta, Magnoliopsida, Myrtales, Myrtaceae. The record is from RefSeq and is a predicted model, not a curated record. The transcript has 3 exons. The coding region runs from base 679 to 1179 and encodes 166 amino acids.
GAAGACGGUUCCCUUGACACAUAGUUCACAUGGUGAAAACCCCUACACUUCACAAGCAUUAUCAAUGUAUGUCCACGACUCCACACCACACACAGAUUGUCCCAAUGUAAAAUUUCUACCGAUGUGGAUGGCUCAAACAUAACGACUGGUGUCAACUGUGGCAAAGAUGCCAAGAUAUACUUGUGGAAAAAAACAGUAAAAGCAAAGGAACAUGUCCAGAUUAUCCACCUUUUUCCUAACAAAGCGAGACACAUUCUAUUCAUUGCGUAGCACUAAGAUUCCCUUUGUGGGUGUGUGAGUGGUGCGUCCACCGACCCACAAAACGAUAAAACGAGAAAAGAAGACAGAGGAGGAAGCAUAUUUCUGUCAAUGACCCUUUUGUACCGACGAGCACGUCUCCACCACAAAAAUUGUUCCUGGUGAUUCGCGUGCGGGUUCACGACCUUGCACGUGUCUCGCCAUGAUUUUUUCCCAAGGAGAGCCCUGUCCACUAUUAUUAAUCUUAAUGUCCACCUCCAUUCUAUAGCAGGGAAAAACAAGAAAAGGAGGAGAAAAAGAGGAGACGGAGAAUCAGGAUAGAUAAGAAGCCAUCAUCUCUCUCUCCCUCGCCCUCUAUUGUUGGUGUGUGUUGGGUUAGGUGUCUGCAAGAAGAAGGACGAGGAGAAGAAGAAGAGGAGAAUGGAGAACAUAAUGGGGCUUCUGAAAAUCCGGGUGAAGCGAGGCAUCAACCUCGUCGUCCGCGACACCCUUAGCAGCGAUCCUUACGUUGUCGUCUCCAUGGCUUAUCAGAAAUUGAAGACUCGGGUGGUGAAAAACAAUUGCAACCCUGAAUGGAACGAUGACUUGACUCUUUCCAUAACAGACCCCAACAUUCCAAUCAACCUAACUGUUUAUGACAAGGACACAUUCACCGUGGACGACAAAAUGGGAGAGGCCAAGAUCGACAUCAAGCCGUACAUAGAUGCUAUAGAGAUGCGCCUGGAGAACCUCCCGACCCCCACCACAGUUGCUAGAGUCCAGCCUUCGAAGGGCAACUGCCUGGUGGACGAGAGCUCGAUUGUGUGGAAAGACGGCAAGAUCUACCAGGACAUGGUGCUCCGGUUGAGUAAUGUCGAGUCUGGUGAGGUGGAGAUCCAGCUGGAGUGGAUUGACCUCGCCAGCGGCUCUCAACGCCUGUGAGUUUCUCGAGGGAUCUCUGGUGAAGACGGCGCGUGUUGUGAUCGUCUCUGGAUUGCAUUGGAAUAUGAAUACAUUGACUGAGUUUAGUAGAUGAACUAAUGGAUUGAGCGAUCCUCUCGUUGUGUGAUAGUUUCGGUGGAUUGAAUAAGUUUUUGCUUGCAUAUUUUCAGAUA